Rhinopithecus roxellana (golden snub-nosed monkey) is the source of this 1394-nucleotide messenger RNA. Its product is annotated as complement C1q tumor necrosis factor-related protein 4. Gene Ontology annotation, molecular function: protein binding. The transcript has 2 exons. Lineage: Eukaryota; Metazoa; Chordata; Mammalia; Primates; Cercopithecidae. Bases 248 to 1237 code for a protein of 329 amino acids. The record is from RefSeq and is a predicted model, not a curated record.
GCUCGCUCGGCUCCCUCUCUGGCUGACCUUCCCUUUCCCUCACGCCUCCCCACGCCCGGCCCGGGGCCCCAGCACCCUGUCCGCUGCCGCCUCAGAGCCGGGAGAAGCAGCCGGAGCCCCCGCCGCCCCCGCCGCGGCGCGGGCGGUCAGUGCGCAGCCCGGCGCCCGCAGCCCGCAGCUCGCAGCCCGCAGCCGGAUCGCGGGCUCAGACCGAACCCGACCCGACCGCCGCCCCCAGCCAGGCUCCAUGCUGCCGCUUCUGCUAGGCCUGCUGGGCCCAGCGGCCUGCUGGGCCCUGGGCCCGGCCCCCGGCCCGGGCUCCUCAGAGCUGCGCUCGGCCUUCUCGGCGGCACGCACCACUCCCCUGGAGGGCGCGUCGGAGAUGGCGGUGACCUUCGACAAGGUGUACGUGAACAUCGGGGGAGACUUCGACGCGGCCACGGGCCAAUUCCGCUGCCGCGUGCCCGGCGCCUACUUCUUCUCCUUCACGGCUGGCAAGGCCCCGCACAAGAGCCUGUCGGUGAUGCUGGUGCGGAACCGCGACGAGGUGGAGGCGCUGGCCUUCGACGAGCAGAGGCGGCCCAGCGCACGGCGCGCCGCCAGCCAGAGCGCCAUGCUGCAGCUCGACUACGGCGACACAGUUUGGCUGCGGCUGCAUGGCGCCCCGCAGUACGCGCUGGGCGCGCCCGGCGCCACCUUCAGCGGCUACCUGGUCUACGCCGACGCCGACGCCGACGCGCCUGCGCGCGGGCCGCCCGCGCCCCCCGAGCUGCGCUCGGCAUUCUCGGCGGCGCGCACGCGCAGCCUGGUGGGCUCGGACGCCGGGUCCGGGCCGCAGCACCGGCCGCUAGCUUUCGACACCGAGCUCGUCAACAUUGGCGGCGACUUCGACGCGGCGGCCGGCGUGUUCCGCUGCCGACUGCCCGGCGCCUACUUCUUCUCCUUCACGCUGGGCAAGCUGCCGCGUAAGACGCUGUCGGUGAAGCUGAUGAAGAACCGCGACGAGGUGCAGGCCAUGAUUUACGACGACGGCGCGUCGCGGCGCCGCGAGAUGCAGAGCCAGAGCGUGAUGCUGGCCCUGCGGCGCGGCGACGCCGUCUGGCUGCUCAGCCACGACCACGACGGCUACGGCGCCUACAGCAACCACGGCAAGUACAUCACCUUCUCCGGCUUUUUGGUGUACCCCGACCUCGCCCCCGCGGCCCCGCCAGGCCUCGGGGCCCCGGAACUGCUGUGAGUCCCGGGCCAGAGAGGAGCCCGGGAGGGCCAGGGGCGUGCAUGCCGGGCCGGGCCCGCGGCCCGAACGCCUCGCGCGAGCGCCACGGCCGCCGGGCGCGCCUGGACUCUGCCAAUAAAGCGGAAAGCGGGCUUGCACAGCGCCCGGCAACCCAGGC